This is a messenger RNA of Drosophila nasuta, 441 nucleotides long. RefSeq lists its product as uncharacterized. The record is from RefSeq and is a predicted model, not a curated record. NCBI's taxonomy places the organism in Eukaryota, Metazoa, Arthropoda, Insecta, Diptera, Drosophilidae. The transcript is spliced from 2 exons. The coding region runs from base 28 to 426 and encodes 132 amino acids.
UACCAGUUAAUAGUUCGAGAAAGAAUAAUGUCGUUGAAAGUGAUCCGAUUGUUGCUAGUGAUUUUCACCGCAUUGGUUUUAAUACCAACGGAAUCCAUGGUCCAAACAAGAAGUCUUGAGGAUAUCUUUGCCCAAUUCAGCGAUUUUGAACCGGAAUCGGAAUCGGAAGGUCUACAAUGUUUUUUGCACCACAUACCCCUCCUCAAUACAUUUGUAGAAGACUAUAAUAGUGCUAUUGAUAUUUGCAUAACACUUACCAUUACCCUUAAAGAAGAACAGACUUGUAUGGCGUCAGUUGAGCAGAGAUUCAUGGAAUAUGUUUCCAAAGAGUUCCGUAACCUAGCCAGUUGUAUGACAGAAAUUCUAAGUGAAAAUGAAAGAGAAAUUGUAUUGCAUAUGUUGCGUAAUAAAAUUCUAGCUGACUGAUUAAAAUUCAUUGUA